UGAUCAGUGUCCGUCAGAGAAGCACCGCACACGGGAAAAGUUGUUGUUAGAGUACAGUCCGGCAUCUGACACGGAAUGAUAUCACCUAAUUUGCGUUUAAUCAUUUAAGCACACUGACGUGAAAUGGAUUAUUAUGGAUCGGACGUGGAGACGGACGAUUGCAAGAAGCCCUUGUUGCAGCGUGCGGAUAACGAUGAGGUUGAAAAGGCGCCCGCCUGCUGCUCCUCCCGCUACGGCCUGGCCGUGAUCGCAUGCUACGGCUUCUUCGUGGCCUACGCUCUGCGGGUCAACCUGAGUGUGGCCAUGGUGGACAUGAUCAACACUAACAUGACUGGCAACGUCAGCUCCUCCCUCUGCCCCAGCCAGGGUCCACCACGGCCAAAACACAACCACUCGGCAAGCGUUUACGACUGGGACUCAAAGACGCAGGGCUGGAUCCUGGGCUCGUUCUUCUACGGGUACAUCCUGACCCAGAUCCCGGGCGGCUACCUGGCCCGGAUAUAUGGGGCCAAGUGGCUUCUGGGCAUCGGGAUCCUGGGCACGGUCAUUUUCACCCUGGUCACCCCGCUGGCGGCAGACAUGGGCGCGGGAUACCUGAUCGCCGUGCGAGUGCUGGAGGGCAUCGGGGAGGGUGUGACCUUUCCCGCCAUGCACUCCAUGUGGGCGUCGUGGGCCCCGCCCCUGGAGAGGAGCCGGCUGCUCACCAUCUCAUACGCAGGUGCUCAGCUGGGCACUGUAGUGGCGCUCCCCUUGUCUGGCGAGAUUUGUUAUUACUUGGACUGGACGUAUGUUUUCUAUGUGUUUGGAGCCAUUGGGCUGCUGUGGUUUGUCCUGUGGGCCUUCCUGGUGAGCAGCACCCCCGACGCGCACAGGACCAUCUCAGACCAGGAGCGGCUCUACAUCACUUCAUCACUAAAGAAAGAGCUCUCCCACUCGUCUGAGUCCGUCCCCUGGGGGUCCAUCCUGAGCUCCCUCCCUCUGUGGGCCAUUGUGGUCGCUCACUUCUCCUACAACUGGACCUUCUACACCCUGCUCACCCUGCUCCCCACCUACAUGAAUAACAUCCUGGGCUUCAGCAUUAAGCAGAACGGAACGCUGUCUGCGCUGCCCUACCUGGGCUGCUGGCUCCUGUCCCUCUUGGGGGGACAGCUGGCCGACCGCCUGCGGGAGACCUGCCACUUCUCCACCGUGGCCGUGCGCAAGGCCUUCACCCUCAUAGGGAUGAUUGGGCCGUCCGUGUUCCUGGUGGCCGCAGGGCACACCGGCUGCGACUACGUCCUGGCUGUAGCCUUCCUCACCAUCUCAUCUGCCCUGGGGGGCUUCUCCGCCUCCGGGUUCAACAUCAACCACCUGGACAUCGCCCCCUCCUACGCGGGAAUCUUGCUGGGGAUUACCAACACCUUUGCCACCAUCCCAGGCAUGGUGGGGCCAGUCAUAGCCAGGGCCCUCACACCACAUAACACCCUAGAGGAGUGGCAGACGGUCUUCUACAUCUCGGCUGGAAUCAAUGUGUUCGGCGCCAUUUUCUUCACCAUAUUUGGAAAGGGUGUGGUCCAGCCCUGGGCAUUCCAGAAGAUGCACUCCCACGAUAACUGAAUCUGCUGCAACAGAGAGCCAGUGUUCGCUGUUCUUUUUUAGGACACCUUCAGGUCUGGUAGCCAGUUGUCAAAGUCACUUGAAAGGUCAUUGUUUCUUGUAGGUAGCUACGCCUCACUCACUUUCUGUUUUUGACCGCUGUGCGUGCAGCCUGAAGUUCUGACACAACUAAUGAAAUGAAAGGAAGCUAAUAUCUGCCAGGACUGACAGCUGGACUGUGCUCAAAGGGAAAAGCCACGCCCACACCAUCUGCAAACGACCGACAACGCUGAAACUGUGUUAUCAGAGUCAGCUGAGAUCUGGAUGAAAUCCAAGUCGCUCUGACAACUGGCACUAUCACAAAUUACUUCCUAAAAUGUCCUAAAAUUGACACAGUACCCACGCUCUCUCAGUUACAUAUGUCAACAGAGCAGUAGAGACCAGGCCUAAGCUACCUGCUGUGGUCUAGACUGUUCUGUGCAUUACACCGGAGAAAGAAUUAGCCUUUUCAAAUAUU
Messenger RNA from Megalops cyprinoides (Indo-Pacific tarpon), 2092 nucleotides. RefSeq names its product solute carrier family 17 member 5 (gene slc17a5). Bases 124 to 1596 code for a protein of 490 amino acids. The record is from RefSeq and is a predicted model, not a curated record. The transcript is spliced from 11 exons. Gene Ontology annotation, molecular function: transmembrane transporter activity. NCBI's taxonomy places the organism in Eukaryota, Metazoa, Chordata, Actinopteri, Elopiformes, Megalopidae. Gene Ontology annotation, biological process: transmembrane transport; monoatomic anion transport.